Molecule: messenger RNA, 3244 nt
Organism: Diceros bicornis minor
Lineage: Eukaryota; Metazoa; Chordata; Mammalia; Perissodactyla; Rhinocerotidae
Gene: CRY1
Product: cryptochrome circadian regulator 1
Exons: 13
Coding region: 833-2596 (587 amino acids)
Biological process (GO): entrainment of circadian clock by photoperiod; negative regulation of DNA-templated transcription; circadian regulation of gene expression
Cellular component (GO): nucleus; cytoplasm
Molecular function (GO): FAD binding; DNA binding
Source: RefSeq, a predicted model, not a curated record
GGCCGAGAAAAGGAGCAGUGGCAGAGAGCCCAGCGUCUGGGCGAGGAUCGACGGCUCUGAGAUCAAGCGGCUGCCGCCCCCUAGAAGCGACUGAAUCAUGAGCACAUUCCCCAGUCAGAGCGGCUGUAGUAAACACAUUUCAGAAACGUGAGGUGCCGGGGGUCACGUGGGGACCGCGCCCUCCAAUGAGGAUCCGGGGGCGGGGCCGAGGCCGCUGACGCGGCGGCGGCGGCGGAGUCACCCGGGCAGCCUCGGGACCGGUCACCGGCCGGCAGCCGUCCAGCGGCCUCGACCACCGCCUUCGUGCUCCGUGCUGCGUUCUCACUCCUCUUUCCCGGCCCGAGAGGCAGCGUGGCCGACAGCUGCUCAACCGUCUCUCGUCCCUCUCGGAGGCUCGCCUCCGGCGGCCCGUUUUCUCUUCAGGCGCCGCCUCGGUGGGGCGAGGCUUCCGUGACGAACCCGCAGGGGCCGCGGGUGCCGGCUCAGGCCGUCGUGGCGGCUCGGGCUCGUGGAACUUGCUCAGCCGCCGGAGGUCCGAGGCCCUCGAAGUUAUGCGUCUGGUCCGCGCGGUUGCGGCCGGCGCCGGCUCCUAAAGGGCGUCACACCGGACUCCGCCGCCUGGGUAGCCUCCAUUCAUCUUCCAGCAGCGCCUCCAGCGCCCUCUCCCUCUCGGGUCCCCUCCUCGGACUCAUUUUUUCCUCUCCCCGCUCUGCCGCCCUCCCCUCCCUCCCUGGGUGCGGCGAUUCUCCUGGCGGCGGAGGUGUCGGUCAUGAGCCGGACCCUCCUCCCCUGAAUUUCUCCGGGAGGAACUCGGCGUCCGCCGCGCCCCGGGAUGGGGGUGAACGCCGUGCACUGGUUCCGAAAGGGGCUCCGGCUCCACGACAACCCCGCCCUGAAGGAGUGCAUCCAGGGCGCCGACACCAUCCGCUGCGUCUACAUCCUCGACCCCUGGUUCGCGGGCUCCUCCAAUGUGGGCAUCAACAGGUGGCGAUUUUUGCUUCAAUGUCUCGAAGACCUUGAUGCCAACCUGCGAAAAUUAAACUCUCGCCUGUUUGUGAUUCGUGGACAGCCAGCAGAUGUGUUUCCCAGGCUUUUCAAGGAGUGGAACAUCACUAAACUUUCAAUUGAGUAUGAUUCUGAGCCCUUUGGAAAGGAACGAGAUGCAGCUAUUAAGAAACUGGCUACUGAAGCUGGAGUUGAAGUGAUUGUACGCAUUUCACAUACAUUAUAUGACCUAGACAAGAUCAUAGAACUCAAUGGUGGACAGCCACCUCUUACUUAUAAAAGAUUCCAGACUCUCAUCAGCAAAAUGGAACCACUGGAGAUACCAGUAGAGACUAUUACUUCAGAAGUGAUGGAAAAGUGCACAACUCCUCUGUCUGAUGACCAUGAUGAGAAAUAUGGAGUCCCUUCACUGGAAGAACUAGGUUUUGAUACAGAUGGCUUACCCUCUGCAGUAUGGCCAGGCGGAGAAACUGAAGCCCUUACACGUUUGGAAAGGCAUUUGGAAAGAAAAGCUUGGGUGGCAAACUUUGAAAGACCUCGAAUGAAUGCAAAUUCCCUCCUUGCAAGUCCUACUGGACUCAGUCCUUAUCUCCGAUUUGGUUGUUUGUCAUGUCGACUGUUUUACUUCAAACUAACAGAUCUCUACAAAAAGGUAAAGAAGAACAGUUCCCCCCCCCUUUCCCUUUAUGGGCAACUAUUAUGGCGUGAAUUUUUCUAUACAGCAGCAACAAACAAUCCACGCUUUGAUAAAAUGGAAGGAAACCCCAUCUGUGUUCAGAUUCCUUGGGAUAAGAAUCCUGAGGCUUUAGCGAAAUGGGCAGAAGGCCGGACAGGCUUUCCAUGGAUUGAUGCCAUCAUGACACAGCUUCGGCAGGAGGGUUGGAUUCACCAUUUAGCCAGACAUGCAGUUGCCUGCUUCCUGACACGAGGUGACCUGUGGAUUAGUUGGGAGGAAGGAAUGAAGGUAUUUGAAGAAUUAUUACUUGAUGCAGAUUGGAGCAUAAAUGCUGGAAGUUGGAUGUGGCUGUCUUGUAGUUCCUUUUUCCAGCAGUUUUUUCACUGCUAUUGCCCUGUUGGUUUUGGUAGGAGAACAGAUCCCAAUGGAGACUAUAUCAGGCGUUAUUUGCCUGUCCUAAGAGGCUUUCCUGCAAAAUAUAUCUAUGAUCCCUGGAAUGCACCAGAAGGUAUCCAAAAGGUAGCCAAAUGUUUGAUAGGAGUUAAUUAUCCUAAACCAAUGGUGAACCAUGCUGAGGCAAGUCGUUUGAAUAUUGAGAGGAUGAAACAGAUCUAUCAACAGCUUUCACGAUAUAGAGGAUUAGGUCUUCUUGCAUCAGUGCCUUCUAAUCCUAAUGGGAAUGGAGGCCUCAUGGGGUAUUCUCCUGGAGAAAAUAUCCCAGGUUGUAGCAGCAGCGGAAGUUGCUCUCAAGGGAGUGGUAUUUUACAUUAUGCUCAUGGAGACAGUCAGCAAACUCACCUGUUAAAGCAAGGAAGAAGCUCCAUGGGCACUGGUCUCAGCAGUGGGAAACGUCCUAGUCAGGAAGAGGACACACAGAGUAUCGGUCCUAAAGUCCAGCGACAGAGCACUAAUUAGAAAACAUUCAGGAGGAAUACUGUUGCAGCUGAAAUUGGUGGGGAGUUCAAUACUUUUUCAGUUAAAUUAUUUUAAAAUACUCUUCAUUGAUGGAAAGCAGUUACAUUUUGAAAUGCAUUGUUUCUAUUGACAUUUCUGUGGUUUUUAACUUUUUAAUGAAUUUCACGUAGGACAAACAGUAAUUUGUAUAUAAAGAACUUGGUAAAAGAAUUUGCUUAAUGUAAAUAUAGUCAGUCACAAUUAGUAUAGACCCAUCAAUAUAUUUUUGAUAAUUUUUCAUGUACGGUAAAGUUAAAGUGGCAAGCUGAUAUUCUGAUAUAAAAAUCAAAGUUUUGAGAGUCAAUGUGGGAAAAUAGGAGGUUUUUAGAUUUUCUUAAGAGACUUUGUUAAAAUUUUAGAACAAAAUUUUCUUGACAUCAUUGUUGAUCUAACUUUUCACUCUUUGAUAAUAAUGUUUUUGAAAAUGUAUGUAAUCAAAAUUGGUAGUUAUAGCCUCUGUUAACGCAGAAAAUAUAUGUUUUAAAGCUUCAUGUAUGCCUCUUUUGACCCAAACUUGUGGAAGUAUUGUGUGUUAAGUUCUCUGUCUCCUUUUGUUUGUUCAUUUACAGCUAAAGUGACCUUGUUAUUAAAGUAUAUUCAUAUAUGGAA